Molecule: messenger RNA, 231 nt
Organism: Fusarium tjaetaba
Lineage: Eukaryota; Fungi; Ascomycota; Sordariomycetes; Hypocreales; Nectriaceae
Exons: 1
Coding region: 1-231 (76 amino acids)
Source: RefSeq, a predicted model, not a curated record
AUGGACAGCCCUCACAUUAUUCAUGUCCCUCGUAAAGGGAACCCAUUACCCAACAUUAUAUACCAGAGCACCACAUACUCGGAGCAGAUGAACGCUUGGUUGCGAGAGGAUCAUAAGGAUAUGCCGUGGCAUAACCUUGAUUCGAUUGUAACGUCUAGCAGUAACACAUCCGAGCCCAACCCAAACACCAACGCUUCACACAACCCUGCCACUCAGGGCAGUGCCAAGUAG